This is a messenger RNA of Columba livia (rock pigeon), 2639 nucleotides long. It is a transcript of the gene ZNF467, whose product is annotated as zinc finger protein 467. Gene Ontology annotation, biological process: regulation of DNA-templated transcription. The record is from RefSeq and is a predicted model, not a curated record. The transcript is spliced from 6 exons. Bases 377 to 2377 code for a protein of 666 amino acids. NCBI's taxonomy places the organism in Eukaryota, Metazoa, Chordata, Aves, Columbiformes, Columbidae.
GUCGGCCGGGGGUGCCCCGUUCUUGUCCCGUUCUUGUCCCGGUGUUGUCCCGCUCCCGUCCCGCUCUCGUCCCGUUCCGGUCCCCUCAGCAGCGCUGCCGUUUCUCUGCUCCUUCGGCGGCGGGGGCUGAGCCGCGGCAGAGCCCGAUGAGGAGCGGGAGCCCGCCGGGCCCCGGGGAGCAGAGCGAGGCCCCCGGGGGGAGCCCGUUGGCGUGGGCGCCAGCUCGGGGCUGUCCCCAGGCUGCGGCGCUGGCGCUGGGGCGGCCAGGAGAGAGGGGGGCAAGCGGGGAGAGCCCCGCCGUGCUCGUGGCGCUGCCGGUGCCGGGCCAGGCAGCGCCCCCCAGUCCUGCCUGAGCCGGGUGUGCUUGUGGCUGCAGAUGGCGGUGACGUUCGAGGACGUGGCCCUCUACUUCUCCCCCGAGGAGUGGGCAGAGCUGGCGGGCUGGCAGCGGCGGCUCUACCGGGAGGUGAUGCUGGACAACUACGAGCUGGUGGCCUCGCUGGGCUGGGCCGCCGUCAAGCCCGAGAUCAUCCGCAAGCUGGAGCGAGAAGAGGCGCCGUGCGUGCCAGACCCCCCCGGGGUGCGGCGGGGGCAGCAGAGCCCUGGGCCAGAUGUCAGCUCUGAGAUGCAGAGCGAAGCCGAGGGUAUCUCUGAGGAGAUACCAGCUCCCAGCACCACGUCCUCUGGGAUUCCCAGUUUGGGCAGGACGCAGUUGAGUGGCUUGGUCCACAGCUGGCUGGACAGUAGUGGCAGUGGCCCAUCAGGGCACCCGCAUUUCCAUCCCUUCCCAGUCCCCCGGCCACUGGAGACAACCCCUUACACCUGCCCUGAGUGCGACAAGAGCUUCACACGCCAGACAUCGCUGUCCGUGCACAUGCGGAGCCACACGGGCGAGCGGCCCUUCAGCUGCACCGACUGCAGCAAGAGCUUCACCCGCAAGGAGCACCUGCUGAGCCACCGGCGUGUGCACACCGGGGAGAAGCCCUUCGUUUGCGACAACUGCGGCCACCUCUUCAAGCAGAAGAACCACCUGGUCAGACACCAGCGCACCCACACCGAGGAGCGGCCCUUCGCCUGCACCCACUGCGGGAAGCGCUUCGUCCACAGGCAGAAUCUGCUGAGCCACCUGCGCACCCACACCGGGGAGCGCAGCUUCACCUGCGCCCGCUGCGGGAAGGGCUUCGGCCGCAAGCAGCACCUGCUGAGGCACCAGCACAUCCACACCAGGGAGCGACUGUUCGCCUGCGCCCGCUGCCCCCAGGCCUUCGAGGACAGGAUGGCCCUCAUCACCCACCAGCGGGUCCACAGCCGGGAGGAGCCCUGCGAGUGUGGUUCCCCUGUGGCCAAGCCAGAGCCAAUCCCACUGGCAGAACGGGUGGAGGAGAUGGAGGCGCUGGGCUGCAGCAGCUCAGGGCAGCUGGUGGUCCCCAAGGUGGAGCCGAUCCCCGAGGGCGAUGGAGAGGAGCCAGGAACUCUGGGGGAGCCGGGGGGCCUGGAGCACAGCUGCUCAGAGGACUGGCUGGUAAGGACGGUGAAGGUGGAGGAGGAGUACGAGGAGUUGCCGGCCGGCUCCAGCGCCGAAGACACGCUGACAGGGCAGCCCCCGGCCGGCAGCUUCCCUCAUGCCACCGGCACACCAGAGCAGCCGUGCCCGGAGGAGCGGCACUGCGGUGGGCUGCCUGUCAUCGCCGCGUCCUGGCCGCCGCUGGGCCAGGGCCUCACCAGCGCCUGCGAAGGCCGCGUCCACGCACAGCUCAGCCCGCGGCUGCCGGCAGCCAAGGGCGAGUUCCAGCCCUGCCCGCGCUGCGGGACCCCGGGCCCCCCGCGUCCCUUUGCCCGCACCCAGUGCGGGAAGGACUUCCCGAAGAAGGAGCAACUGACCCGGCACCAGCAGGUGCACACAGGUGACUGUCCCCACACCUGCCUCCGGUGCCGCAAGUGCUUCGGCUCCGAGACCGGCCUGGCACGGCACCAGGUGGUGCACAGCAGCCCCUGGCUCUGUGUUUGCACCCACUGCGGCAAGAGCUGCAGCCACAAAACCCACCUGCUGCGCCACGAGCACACCCACCCUGCCACCAGCACCACCGGCACCGCCACAGCUGUGUCCCAACAGAACUGGCCUGUCCCCGCUGCCCUCAGCCCCGCCAUGCCACAGGCUCAGUGCCGGGAUGUGCCGGGGGCCCCGGUUGCUCCCACUGAUGCUCGUGUCCUCAGCACCCUCCCCCGGGCUGGGGACCCUUCCUCGGGACUCGCUGCUGGCUCCUGCCUGUGGAUCCCAACCCUGCCCGCAGCCCCCUGUCCCAGCGGUGUCCUCCUGCUGCUGGUUGCCCCCAGUGUCAUGCUGCUGCCCACCGGCGCCACGGCACAGGGCACGUAGAGCAGCUGCCACGGGUGCUGUGGCCGAUGGAAAAACCUCAGCUCUGAAAUGCUUUUAUAACCCAGCGCCAUGCUCUGCGCCGGGGCUGGCACGGGGUCAGUCAGAGGUGCGGGGGAGCCCCGUGGUCUCUGGCAGGGGGGCUCUCCCUGUGCGGUGCUGCCUGGGUGCAGGGGGCUGUGGGGCACAGGGGCACCCACCCUCUGGGUGCUGCUGCAGUAGGAACGAACCGAAACUGCCAAUAAACUGACUUUUGUCAAUUUUU